Cladocopium goreaui is the source of this 3387-nucleotide messenger RNA. The record is from the annotation of a GenBank genome assembly. Lineage: Eukaryota; Dinophyceae; Suessiales; Symbiodiniaceae.
AUGCAACGUGCGCUUCACGAGAUUCAUUCUCCUCCAUCUCUCCUAGCUCUUUGUGUCCAGAAGCUGGCACAAAACCUGAUCAAGUAUGGGCCGAAAAGAGUACGCUAUGCCACGCUAUCAGCCUUGCCUAGGAGAGCGUUGGAGGAGCUGUUGGACAUUCUGGUUGCGAAAAACGCCCUGAAUGACAACGUUCUACCUUACGCCUUAACCCGACAGACUCACAAAUUGGGUCUGGAGGGUGCAUCUCAACUGCGACGCUGCGUGUUGAGCACCAUAGGACGUUCUUGCCCAAACCUUUGUGUACUCGAUGUGCGGACUUGUCAACAGAUUGACAACAAAAUCGUCAGAGACGUCCUUCAGCACUGUGAGAGAUUGGAAGUUUUGCGCCUGGACGGUUGCCCUCGAAUUUCGGACAGCGCAUUUGCUCCGGCGCUGUGGAAGCCACCGCUCGCGGGUCUUUUGGGUCUUCGUGAGCUGUCAGUAGGGAAGUGCGGCCAGAUCACGGCAGAGGGAUUGAUGGGAUAUGUCCUCAAAGGAGCUCCCUACCUGAGGACCCUUGGACUGGCCUAUUGCCAUGGGACUGUGACAGACGAGGUGGCAUCUGAGCUCCUCUUUCAAUUCGGCCUACAAGCUCUUGAUUUGUCCUUCUGUUCACAGUUGUCAGACGCACCUUUUCAAGCGCAUCCUCGUUCUCUGCUUCGGGAGCUGAGAUUGUCAAACACAAAUGUGGGAGACAAAGGCAUCGAGGAGAUCGCCAAAAGAUCUCCUCAGCUGGAAGUCCUGGAUGCAGGGUGGGCCAUGAAACUUACCGAUGCUGGAAUUCUCGCUGUUCUCAACCACUGCUGCAGAUUGCAAUCCCUUUGCGUUUGCCAAACAGAGAUCACAGAUAAGUGCUUCGAAGCCAUCAUGAGGUGCCGCAAUCUUGAAUGUCUCAAUGCAUCGUGGUGUCUACGCGCUACAGCUCAUGCGCUUGAUAUCCUUUCAGAUCAGACUGUGGAGUCGAGACCUCCAUUGAAGCGAUUUGACUUGGACCACUUGGGCGCGAUGGCUUUAGACACUGGAGUAGAUGCCGUGGGGCCACUGCCAAUGCCACUAACUGCUUCCCCGGUGCAAUGGGCGCAGUCUGCUUCUUCUUUGUCGCCGCUUCCACCAUACUGGUUGCCGACUCGGCUGCCCUUGUCAGAGCCACCUUCUAUGUUGCUGCCUCCAGCAGCAGGAGAUGAUACCGUACAGGAAGGCUGCUGGGAACCACCAGCUGCGCCGCGACCGUGUGCUUUGCCGUCCCUCAAAAACAUUGUCGCAGUAUACGGAAAAUCACUGGAGCAGCUGCUGUUGGACGGCAUCAAGGACAUUGCUUAUGCUCCUGCUUUGGAGGCGGUAGCGUCAAACUGUCCUAUGCUGGAGCAGCUUGCAGUGACGCUUCCAGAAAGCGACACUGAUGCUGCUUUGAAGGCAGCGUUGAGCCUCAUCGGUGCUCAAUGCAGCUGUUUGGUUCUCCUUCGCCUCGAUUCCUCUUCGCGGUCACACAAAGCUGCAGUGGACUCUUUGGCACUUCCCCUGUUCAGUCGCUUGAGCUCUCUAACUCUGUGGUGCUCUGCAGGGAGCGGCCUUCAGGACCCGCAGUUGGAGACCAUCCUUUCUGGCCGAACCCUGUUGCAGACCCUGGUCCUUCGAAACUGUGCAGUGUCGGAAGGGCUGUUUCCUAGGUGGUGCAACAGGGACCGCGACGAAGCUCUUGUAAGGCAGCUGGAUCAGGUGUUACUCUCCUCUUUGAACCGCAGUUUUUCUGAGACGCUUCAGCUGAAGCCAGCGGAUUUGCCAGAAUCCGUGCCUCUGCGCCGAAAAAGGCAGCACUUGAACUCAGCUGCGGCAGCAUUGCGAUCCGUGACGUACUUUUCUCUUGGAGGUGCUAGCUCUCUCUCAGACCGAUCCUGUGAUGCCUUAGCAGAACUACUCCAUGACGCGCAGACGGUGGAUCUUCGAGGAUGUCCACAGCUGAGUGAAGAGACAUUGAGAUCUUUUCGCAAAGGUUGCCGCUUCAUCAGGUCCGUGUCGGUGACGAUGAGGGAAAGGACGUUGACCUGGACAGCCCUGACCAGCUCGGUCAAAAAGCAUCGGCACCGGAGACGCUCACACUUCACUUCGGCCUUUGUCUCGGAAAAAUGGGCAGCUCGGGCACCGAGAGCAAUUGACUUGGCGGAGAAAAAGCGGGUGCUGAGCAGCGACAGGGUUCCAAGAUGUUCCAAGCUUACGCGCAGCUCGUCUUCCACCAUGAUGGGCGGCAUUCUGGCCCUGUUGUCUGCUGGUGGUUACACUGCUUAUCAGGUGCUUUUUCGCUGGUCCUUUGGGCAUCAGACCACCUGGGCAUCAUUUCGAAUGAGGGAUAGGAGAGCUGCUGCAGGCCUGGGAUACCGUCGGACAUUGGGUCGUGUGUCGUGUGUCCACUCGGCGACAGAAAUGGGGAGUGAGAAAUUCCAUGGCUUAGGCCUUGCAGGAGCAGGAGGGUCACCAUGCAUCACCGUUGUUGAAUCUCUUGCUUUGCCAUCUUGGUGGGCUGCUGUCACUUGGAUACGGAAGCGGGCCAUUUUCUGGUGGGCAGUGAUCAUUAGUGCUGCCAGUUGGAUCGUAUUGUCUCCGAAAGAUGCUCCCAAUGAUGUGGUGUUUGCGAAAAGAUGUCCUGUGCUGACCUCCUUCUAUCCCAGUCAUCAUGUGGUACUCAUCACGGUUGUCGCAGUCAUCACGGUUGCAGAAACGAUCACUUUCGGCCCAAAGACUUCGGCGCUGUUCUUUGCUUUCCUUAUCAUGGGUUACAACUAUGCCUGGCUUCUAAGCACCAGCUAUGUGGAGUUGUCCCUGACCAAUGCCAUUUUUCAGCUUUCUGUGGCUUUGGUCUACCUCUGCAGCAUAUACCUUUUUGCAGAGGCAGUUUCCUUGGAUCGCGUGGUGGGUGUGCUGCUGUCAGUGCUAGGUUCCUUUUUGGCAAGCGGAGGUUUGCCGUCAGGAGGCAGCUCGUCUUCCACCAUGAUGGGCGGCAUUCUGGCCCUGUUGUCUGCUGGUGGUUACACUGCUUAUCAGGUGCUUUUUCGCUGGUCCUUUGGGCAUCUGAAAUCGGACGUUGCUUUCUUGGCACACUUUGGGGCAUGGGUAAGCAUUUGGCAUGUGCUGGUUAUUCUGCCACUCGUUUGGGCGGCAGAUGUUUUGGGUUAUGAGCGCCUUCAAUGGUGCUUGUCAUGAGAGUGCAGAAGGUACUGUAGUUUUUGCUAGUUUUCACAGAAGGACACAUGCGCAAUAGACAUUGUGUCUGCAUGCGUGCGGAAAUCGACUGCUUUUGAACGGAUUUGGAUGAUUCUGAAUGUUUGUUACCGGCUUAAAGGCUGUGGGGCCAGG